AUCUGUCUUCUCUUCCAAGUGAGAUGAAUACUUGAGAUUUAGCAUUACAGACAGCUUUAAAGUCACCUUUCGCCUGGAGGAUGAGUCCCUCGGUGACUUCCGUCCAGCCCGUGGUCAGGGACAUGCUGAGGGAGGUGCUGGUGGGCCGAGAGGAUCCGGAGGGGUUCUUUGCCUUGUGUGUGUCCCUGAUGGGGCACCAGGAGACCCGGUCGCAGUUCCCGGUCAUCAUCCGGCCUCUGUCCACCUCCAACCGCGGUCUGCACGCCACCCUCACCUCCAUCUACCAGGAGUAUUUCUCCAAGACCGAGGAGGAUGAACUGGAACUUGCUCUGGCUCUUUCUCGACUGGAAAGCGACAAUCAGCAGCUGUCAACCUCAAGCCAAGAAUCACAAGUUAUGUGGCCUGGAAAAAGGAACAGUUGUGUCUCUUAUCCUCAGCCCGUUUCAGAGCCAAAGUCGAUUGAAAACAAAUGCACCCAGCUUGCAGAUGGACUUGGCAGUGGAAGAAACACUUGUCCGGCACAGACCAGCGGCCAGAGCAACAAGAGCCCAUCACAGACACAAAAUCCAAAGGAAAAUAAGGCAGGAGAAGAUGAGCAAAUGACCAGAGAGGGAGAUCUGAAUGAAUCGCAAAAAGCAAAACGCUCCAGGAGGAGGAGGCAGCGGCAAAAAGGGGCUGGCCAGCAGCUUGUGGGUUUGCCCAGUUCUCCAUCGGCGUCACCGCCGGUGCUGCUGUGGUUCAGAAGAGAUUUGCGGCUUUGUGACAACCCGGCUCUGAUUGGGUCGUUGGAGCUCGGUGCGCCUGUCAUCCCUGUCUUCAUCUGGAGCCCUGAGGAGGAGGAGGGUCCAGGAAUUACUGUGGCUAUGGGGGGAGCGUGUAAAUACUGGCUCCAUCAGGCUUUAUCUCAUUUUCGUACAUCUCUGGAGGGCAUUGGCACCCGUCUUGUCUUCUUCAAGGCCAAUGGAGAAUCACAUGAAGCUGGGUCGUCUCUGCGUAUUCUUAAGAAACUGGUAAAGGAGACUGGAGCGCAGACAGUGCUGGCCAAUGCCUUGUAUGAGCCCUGGCUGAAGGAGAGGGACGACGCGGUGGCGUCAGCUCUGCAGAAGGAAGGGGUUGAAUGCCGGUUGUUCCACUCUUACUGCCUCAGAGACCCUUAUUCGGUCAGCACUGAGGGUGUCGGCCUCCGAGGAAUUGGUUCGGUGUCUCACUUCAUGAGCUGCUGCAAACAGAAUCCAGGUUCUCCCGUCGGGGUUCCCCUGGACCCUCCUGCUUCACUGCCCACACCUGCCCACUGGCCUCAGGGUGUCGCUCUGGACACACUGGAGCUGGCGCGCAUGCCUCGCAGGAAGGACGGCACAACGAUUGACUGGGCAGCUAACAUUCGGAAGUCCUGGGAUUUUAGUGAGGAAGGAGCACAUGCACGGUUGGACGCCUUUCUUCACGACGGAGUGUACAGGUAUGAGAAAGAGUCCGGCAGGGCAGACGCCCCCAACACCAGCUGCCUGUCUCCCUACCUCCACUUCGGUCAGCUCAGCCCACGAUGGCUCUUGUGGGACGCCAAAGGAGCGCGCUGUCGACCACCAAAAUUUCAGCGCAAACUGGCGUGGAGGGAUUUGGCUUACUGGCAGUUAACCCUCUUUCCUGACCUCCCCUGGGAGUCCCUCAGGCCUCCAUACAAGGCUCUGCGGUGGAGCAGCGAUCGCGGCCACCUCAAAGCAUGGCAGCGAGGUCGAACCGGCUACCCUCUGGUCGACGCCGCCAUGAGGCAGCUGUGGCUGACAGGCUGGAUGAACAACUACAUGAGACACGUGGUGGCGUCUUUUCUCAUUGCUUAUCUGCAUCUGCCUUGGCAGGAGGGCUACCGCUGGUUCCAGGACACCCUGGUGGAUGCAGAUGUUGCCAUCGACGCCAUGAUGUGGCAGAAUGGGGGCAUGUGUGGUCUGGACCACUGGAACUUCGUCAUGCACCCCGUCGACGCUGCGAUGACCUGCGACCCCAACGGCAGCUACGUUAAGAAAUGGUGUCCUGAGCUGGCAGGUCUGCCUGAUGAGCUCGUUCACAAGCCUUGGAAAUGUCCUGCAUCCAUGCUGCGACGUGCAGGUGUGGUGUUUGGCCAGACGUACCCUGAGCGGAUCAUUCUGGACCUCGAGGAGCGAAGGAGUCAGUCGCUCCAAGACGUCGCACUAGUGCGCAAACAGUUUGGAGAGUACGUGGACAAGCGGUCAGGCUGCGACCUGGUGCCCUUGCCCCCACGCCUCGUCUCAGAAGCUCUGGGACUGUCACACAGGCAUGGCGGCGUGGUGACAGAAGGGAAGGAGUUCCUGUUGCCCGUCAUCACGCGCAUGGAAUUCAAGCACCAGCAGGAAGAUCCGGACGCGGACGCCGCAUCGAACCCUUACAACGCCGUCCUGAAGGGAUAUGUGAGUCGCAAGAGGGACGAGACCAUCGCCUUCCUUAACGAGAGGGACUUCACCGCCAGCGUGAUGUUUGAGGGAGCCCAGAGGAGGGAGAGGCUGGAGAACAAUCAGCGCAGAAUGGAAGGGCUCCCUCUGCUGGCUGCCCCCCGAGGCAGGGCCAGGCGGACCCCCACGGCCAAGGACAAGUUCUCCAUAGUUCCAGGAGGGGCAGUAGCUUCACUGAAGUAACCCGGAGACAAACAGCUUGUUGUGGUAACGGGCUGUAAAAUGCAAAUGUUUACAAUGUUACAUGAUUUGGGAACUAGAAAGGAAGAAAGUUGAAAGGAUGUUCGGUUAAUGCUCCUCAGGAGUUGGAGUUUAAUUAAUCAGUAUAUUCUCAGGUAUUGAUGAGGUCAAAAAACACAGGCUCAACUUUGCCAGUGUUAACUUUGGUACAGGGUGAAUUCCUUUUGUAUAUUUACACGUUGCUGAAUUAAAGGUGCCUGGAAUGGUUUUGCAUUAAAGUUUUUAUCCACUGGUUUGGCUCAUUUCUUGAAACCGAAACUGCAUUCU
Salarias fasciatus (jewelled blenny) is the source of this 2969-nucleotide messenger RNA. RefSeq names its product deoxyribodipyrimidine photo-lyase. Bases 81 to 2645 code for a protein of 854 amino acids. Gene Ontology annotation, cellular component: nucleus; cytoplasm. NCBI's taxonomy places the organism in Eukaryota, Metazoa, Chordata, Actinopteri, Blenniiformes, Blenniidae. Gene Ontology annotation, molecular function: FAD binding; DNA binding; deoxyribodipyrimidine photo-lyase activity. Gene Ontology annotation, biological process: entrainment of circadian clock by photoperiod; circadian regulation of gene expression. The transcript is spliced from 9 exons. The record is from RefSeq and is a predicted model, not a curated record.